Molecule: messenger RNA, 1530 nt
Organism: Xylaria bambusicola
Lineage: Eukaryota; Fungi; Ascomycota; Sordariomycetes; Xylariales; Xylariaceae
Product: cytochrome protein
Exons: 7
Coding region: 1-1530 (509 amino acids)
Molecular function (GO): iron ion binding; oxidoreductase activity, acting on paired donors, with incorporation or reduction of molecular oxygen; heme binding
Source: RefSeq, a predicted model, not a curated record
AUGGAUACACUUACAUACUUACCCCUGAGACCAUGGUUUGCCGUUCCUGCAAUCCUUACUAUUGGCGUCUUAUUAUUCAGACGAUUUCAAUUACUAUUCCAGCUGCGUCACAUCAAAGGGCCUUUGCUGUGGCGACUGUCUGGGAUACCACAUUCCUUGGCUUUGCUGAGUGGAGAUUGCCACAACUUGUAUGCCGAGCUUCAUCGGAAGUAUGGAGAGAUCGUGAUUGUCUCCCCAUCGAUGAUAAUAACGUCUUCUCCAGAUCUGUGGGCUCGUUCGAAUACAUUCCCUGGAUAUAAAAAGUCUCAGUGGUUCUACCGUGCUGUGAGAUUCGAUUGGCGCGAAGACAAUCUCUUCACCCAAACAGACACCGAAAAGCAUGACCAGAGGCGGAAGCAGAUGAUACGAGGUUACUCUGGCGUCGAGAAUCUAACCUUGGAGGCCGAUGUUGAGGCUUGCGUCGUCAAGCUGCUCAAUCUCAUCAGGACCAGGUAUGCCGGCCAGAGAAAAGCCAUGGACUUGGCGCAGAAGACGCAUUUCUUCACCAUUGAUGUUAUUAGCAUGAUCGGUUUCGGUAAAUGCUACAAUCUCCUCGACGAAGACGACGACCCAGACGAGUUUCGCAAAUCCCUCCACCACGGCCUCGUGGGGACUCACAGACAAGUAGCUCUGGGGACUUGGUGGAUGAACUGGAUCCCUUUCCUUGGAUCAAAGCCAAAACUAGACAUCGAUAGUAAUACGGGAUUCUGCAAGAUGUUGGCGCUGAACCAGUCUAUGGUAGAGGCUAGAGAGAAAGAAUUUCAUGAACAAAAAAGCCUCGGCUCGGUGCCUAGGCAAGACAUGCUGACGUCGUUCAUGAAGAGAGGCCUACUAGGGGAUGAACUGAAGACAGAAAACUUGCUGCAGGUCGUAGCAGGCUCGGACACAACCUCAGGAGCCUUCAACGGGAUCCUGUUAUUCAUGUUGACGAACCCGCCAUGUUACAAGGCACUCCAGGCAGAGAUUGACGACGCAGUGGCAUCCGGGAAAGCACCGAGGGCACCCGAAGUGAUCACAUGGGCGCAGGCUAAGGCCCUCGAGUACCUUCAGGCUGUCAUCAUGGAAGGAUUUCGAAUGUUCCCUCCGGUGAACAAUCAAAACUCUCGAGAUGUUCCUCCAGGGGGAGACACUGUGACUAUUGAGGGCGAGGAAGUGUUCCUGCCACAUGGUCUCAAAGUCAUACCUUCAUAUGUCGCGAUGCAUAGGAACAAGAAUGUGUAUGGCGAUGUCGAUGUCGAUGUCUUUCGCCCUGAGCGCUGGCUUGAGGAGGCGGAUGAAACAAAACGUCGGUUGGCAGCAAUGAAGCACGAGGUCAAUCUGGGGUUUGGACAUGGACGUUGGCUAUGUCUCGGUAAGGCCAUCGCAAUGCGUGAAUUGAGUAUUGUACUGUUCGAGCUAUUUCGACACUUUGACUGGAAACUAGUCAACCCUGAGAAGCCAUGGAAGCAUAAGGUCUUGAUGGGACUGCGUAUGUUAUCCCUAAUCUCCUGA